Messenger RNA from Coniophora puteana RWD-64-598 SS2, 2885 nucleotides. Its product is annotated as growth factor receptor domain-containing protein. The coding region runs from base 55 to 2826 and encodes 923 amino acids. The record is from RefSeq and is a predicted model, not a curated record. The transcript is spliced from 6 exons. Lineage: Eukaryota; Fungi; Basidiomycota; Agaricomycetes; Boletales; Coniophoraceae.
GCCCUCUCCUCCCCUCCUUCUUUCUUUUCCACCACGCUCUUUCGCUGGGACGACAUGUUGUCGGUCCUCUUUACUGCUUUCUUUGCAUUUAGCGCGUCAGUGGCUGCGCAAAAUGUUUCUGUGGUUUGCAUUGCUGGGCAAUGCCUCGAGGGAUUCACUAACACUACCAUUGGCGCUACGCUAUCAGCUCCGGGAGCUCAAACCGACGUGAUUCUUCUCCCAGAUACCUACUCGUCCACAUCGAACCCCGAGCUCCUCCACAACCUCCUCACCGCAUCAUCCGCAUCACUCUCCCCCGCCACCGGCUUCUCCAACUCGAGCGGCCAGUCGUCCGUUUCGCUCCCCCUAACACUCGCCCUUCAGCCAGGCAUGGCCAUCUACCCACAGGCCCUAUACUCAGGCCAAGCCCAGUUCUCGACGCUCCCCAGCACCCCACAAACAAACACCUCCAUCCCCUUCAGCGCCAGCUCGCUCUCACUCGCCCCCAACGUCUGGGCCGCCGUCUCCGCCGGCUCGUCCAGCACCCGCGUCAUCCUCUGGUCUUCCGUGCCCGACACCGCCCAGCUGCCUACCACCGCAUCCGGCUCGCUCGCGCUGCUCGACAUGCAGUCCGCGUCUUGCUCCCCGCAGUGCUCCGGCAACGGCGUGUGCUCCGCCUCUGGCACCUGCACCUGCCCCGCGGGCUUCACCGGCUCCUCGUGCGAGUCGUGCGUGUCCGGCCACUUCGGGCCGCAGUGCGCGGCGUGCCCCGCAGGAUGCACGGAGUGCGACGAUGGGAUCAACGGCUCGGGUGUGUGCGCCGCGUUCGCGGUGAGCGAUCCGCCGGCGAGCUGUAAUUGCGUGAACGGGGAGUGCGGGAGUAAUGGACAGUGCACGUGUUUGCCGGGAUGGACGGCGGCGUCGAACGGGACGCAGUGUGCGCAGUGCGCGUCGGGGUAUUUUUUGGACUCGUCUGGGAACUGCGAGAUCUGCCAACUUGGCUGCGCGGAGUGCUCGGAUGGCACGGGCGACUGUAUCUCCUGUGCCUCGGGCUUCACCCAGGACGCGAACGACAAGACCAAGUGCGACUCCACGGGCCAGACGACGUCGAGCGGCACCGCGUGCCCCGACGGGAGCUUCAGCGCCGGGUCGUCGUGCCAGGCGUGCUCGCCAUCGUGCCAGACGUGCCACGGGUCGACGUCGAACGACUGUAUCAUCUGCGCAACGGGCACGUACUCGCUCGGCGGAAACUGCGUGCAGACCAACAGCGGCGGUGUGUGCGCGGGGACGAGCAUGAUCGCCAACAAUAACAAGCACGAGUGUGACACUUGCCCGUCGAAGUGCACCUCGUGCCAGAUCAGCUCGUUUAGUGCCGCGUCCACGAUCAACCAGGCCCAGUGCACGGGUUGCCUGCCUGGUUACGUUCUUUCUCAAGGCCAAUGCGUUGAAAGCUGCCCGUCGGGGACGUUCCUGUCGCCCACGGACAACCUGACCUGCACCGCAUGCAGCUCAUCCUGCGGCACCUGCGCCGGCUCCGCCUCCUUCUGCCUCACCUGCACCAACAACCAGAUCGCCGCGAACGGCACGUGCGUGAACACGUGCCCGUCCAACACCUUCAGCGCCUCGGGGCGCUGCAUCGCGUGCCACCCGGACUGCGCGACGUGCGCCGGCGGGUCGUUCGACCAGUGCACGAGCUGCGCGAAGACGCUGCCCGUGCUCACCAGCGGGCGGUGCCUCGCGACGUGCAGCCAGAAUCAGUACCUGGACGGCACGUCCGCGGCGUGCGAGGCGUGCGAUAGCAGCUGCGCGAGCUGUUCUGGGCCGGGGCCGAACGCGUGUCUCGCGUGCAGCAGCAGCAGUAAUGUUCUGCGCGGCGGGGCGUGUGUCGCGGCGAACUGCACGGGCGGGGCGGGCGUGGUGAGUGGGCUCGGGGCGUGUUUGUCGGAGCUUGUGCUCGUGCCGAGUAACACGUCGAGCGGGGGGUCGAGUGCGCCGCUGCCGAGCAUCACGGGGAUAUCGUCGCCGACGGUUGUGAGUAGCAGCUCGGGGCGGCUGCAGUGGUGGGAGAUACUGCUUAUGGCGCUUGGGUGCGCGUUUAUUUUCCUGGUGGUGGUGAUGUGCUGGCGCCGGCGCGCGAGGAAGCAGAGGCAGAAGGCGACGGCGGCGUUUGCGAGCGCGAAGCAGCUGGAUAGGAAGGAAGGGUGGCGGUGGAAGCUUAUCCGGUUCGGCGAGCGGCUUAUGGGUGGUGGUGGUGGCGACGCGCAGAAGCACGCGGACGCGGGCGAGAUCGCGCUGUGGAAGAUGCGCGCGGCGGAGGAGGCGCGGCAUAAUCAGUAUCGCGAGCGCGAGAUGGAGAAGAUGAUGAUGAGCGGCGGCGGCGGGUACGCGCAUUCGCACUCGCACGCGGGCUCGAGCCGCGGACCGUCGCCCCUGCCCUCGCUCUACGAAGGCCGGCACGGACACGACGGCACCAAGGAGUGGUACGAUGAGGCGUUCGAGCGCGAAUACGACGCGCCGCCAAACGACCACCGCUUCUCGUCGCACUCGGUGUUCUCGCAGGUGACAGGGGUGCCGCGGAGCGGGCCGGAGCCGCGGCAGCCGGUGCGGACGAACCCGCUGACGUCGCGGUUCAGCACGACGACGCUCGGGACGUCGUCGGGCGUGUCGCGCUCGGCGGGGGAGCGGAACAAGAGCAAGCGCAAGACGCCGUCGCCGCGGGCGCCGAGUGUUGCGCAGGAGUACGCGAUGUCGGUGCGCAAGGGGUCGCCAUCGCCGCGGUUGCUGCAGAAACCCUUGGUGCCGACGCACACGGGCGACUCGGGGUCAAGGAAUCCGUUCCGCCAGUGAUCGUGAUUGCUUUGUCUCUUGUUAUGGGUUAUCGAGGACACGUUUCGCACCGCAUUGUG